Peniophora sp. CBMAI 1063 is the source of this 837-nucleotide messenger RNA. NCBI's taxonomy places the organism in Eukaryota, Fungi, Basidiomycota, Agaricomycetes, Russulales, Peniophoraceae. The record is from the annotation of a GenBank genome assembly.
AUGGGCAAUGACGGUGGCAGCAUUCCGGACAGGCGCGACCUUGUGAAGAGCAAGAAGAAGGCCGAGCAGGCCGACAAGAACAAUCAGACCCGUGCUCGAUGGUUCUACUGCGCGUUGUCUAAGGCGCCACUUGUUGAACCCAUAGUGUCAGAUGCCUUGGGUCAGCUGUAUAACAAGGAUGCAAUAUUGGAGUUCCUACUAGAUCGAGGGGCAUAUGGCGACGGUGAAGAGAUAUGUGGGCAUAUUAAGUCACUGAAGGACGUCAAGACGCUGAAGCUUACUCCUGUGACGUCUGUUCGUGAGGGCGCAUCCGAGGAAGACGUGCCCAAAUUCCAGUGCCCGCUCUCCCAGAAGGCGAUGACCGGCCAUGUCCCCUUUGUCUACCUCGUACCCUGCGGAUGUGUCAUGUCACAAGCAGGCUUCCGCGCUCUGUCUACGACACCUCCAGCUUCUCCAUCUGGCGGCCCACAACUCGACGUCUGCCCUCAAUGUGCGACCAAGUUCGAUCGUGAGAAGGACGUACGCCAGAUCAACCCGCCAGAGGAAGAGUCGACAAGACUGCGUCUCGCUCUUGCUGCUGCAAAGGCGCAGAAGAAGAGCAAGAAGCGUAAGUCGGAAGCGGUUUCCGAUGACCCUCCUUCCAAGGUGGCGAAGAAGGGGACUGACAAGGAGAGCGGUCACCUCGUGGCGAGUCGCGCUGUGCAGAGUAGUUUGGCUAUGGAGGAGGCCAAGCGGAAAGCGAGCAUGUCAGACGCUGUCAAGAGUUUGUACGGCGACCCGACGAAGAAGCGCAAGGAGACAUUCACAACAAUGGGCACCUUCACCAGAUACGCAUAA